Messenger RNA from Phragmites australis (common reed), 2400 nucleotides. RefSeq names its product phosphoglycerate mutase-like protein AT74H. The transcript has 2 exons. NCBI's taxonomy places the organism in Eukaryota, Viridiplantae, Streptophyta, Magnoliopsida, Poales, Poaceae. Bases 1042 to 1989 code for a protein of 315 amino acids. The record is from RefSeq and is a predicted model, not a curated record. Gene Ontology annotation, molecular function: phosphatase activity.
GUUGACCGUUUCAUGCUGUGUUACGAUCGGUCUGGUUCAGUGCUGGAACUUGACUAUCUGCAUUAAAUUGAUUCCUAUCACUAGCAUGAUAUGUACUAUUUUGUCGACCCUGCCUGAAAUUUGUCUGUACGGUUCUUGAGAUAGUAUAGCGUAUAGUGCCGUACAUAUAUAGGCCGUGUGAUUGAAGCGCCUGGACCGAGUUGUUGCGUCGAUGCCGUGUCAGUGCACACGGUUUGCCUUACGCUGCAAGCUGCUCUCACCCAAACCACCGGUUUCUGCUGAGGCGCAGGAGCUGCUGGGCUCCUUCUCAUGUCGAUUCUCAUGGCCCCAUGUGAUGCGCACAUGCACCGACUGCUUAACACGGGAACAAAGACACUAGGAUACGCUAAGCCCAUGACCCUUAAUCACGUGGCAAACACAAGGAAUUCUCCUUUUCCUUUUUGCACCUUGCUUGGUCUGGUCACUACUCUAUGAAAGAAAAGAAAAGAAAAUCAAUUGUAAACCAACCAUUAGCACUCUGUCUGGUGAUCAUUGAACUUAUGAACUUGCAUUAUGUACCACUUUAGUGUGCAUUUGGACCGGCUAAUAGCAGCAGAUUUACAAGGGAUUUGUUUGACUUCGUACAAAAUUCCUGUGCUCCGAACGGACAGGUGCUGGUUGGACGAAGGGAUUGCCGUUUUUUUGGGGUCAAAUGCUAUCUAAAAUCUGUCAGAAAGGCAGUGGUUUGAGUUGACAAAUUUGGCAAAUGUAUGUUAUGGUGUAUUAGUCUAGCAGCGGUUGUUGGUAGUAACUAAUACUCUCGUUGGUACGAUUAAAUCAUGUCUAAAACGUCAGCUUUUGAAGACUGGCGGGAGUACUAAAGAAUCUCCAGAUAUAUUAUUCCUUGCAGUGUAAUCCAGCCAGCGAGGCCGAAACCCGCGGCUUGUUUGCGGUCUCCAUGGUUACCAGGGCGCUGCCAAGUGCCCCACAGAUUAAGUUGCUUGCUCUCCAUUACCCAACCACUUCCUGCUUUAUAUAUACGGUCACCGGCGCCAGCUAGCCAUGUCACACGACGCGGCGCCCCCCCUCGCAAGCGAACAAGCCCCCGGCCGGAGCAUCGGCGUCGGCAUUGGCGGCAAGGAGUGCCGGUACUGCGAGAUGACGCGGCAGCACCACCCGCAGUGCGUGCGGCGGCUGCCGAAGCGGAUCAUCCUGGUCCGGCACGGCGAGAGCCAGGGGAACCUGGACAUGUCGGCGUACACCACCACGCCGGACUACCGCAUCCCGCUCACGCCGCUGGGCGCCGAGCAGGCGCGUGCGGCGGGGCGGCGCAUCCGGGACGUGGUGUCGUCGGGCGACGGCGCCAACUGGAAGGUCCACUUCUACGUGUCCCCCUACGAGCGCACGCGCGCCACGCUGCGGGAGAUCGGCCGCGCGUUCCCCCGCGACCGCGUCAUCGGCGUCCGCGAGGAGUGCCGCGUCCGGGAGCAGGACUUCGGCAACUUCCAGGUCGAGGAGCGGAUGCGCGCCGUCAAGCAGACGCGCGAGCGCUUUGGCCGCUUCUUCUUCCGCUUCCCCGAGGGCGAGUCCGCCGCCGACGUCUUCGACCGCGUCUCCAGUUUCUUGGAGUCCCUGUGGAGGGACAUCGACAUGGGGAGGCUGGAGCAGGACGCGAGCUGCGAGACCAACCUGGUGAUCGUGUCGCACGGGCUCACGUCGCGGGUGUUCCUCAUGAAGUGGUUCAAGUGGACGGUGGACCAGUUCGAGCACCUCAACAACUUCGACAACUGCGAGUCCAGGGUGAUGCAGCUCGGGCCCGGCGGGGAGUACUCCCUCCUCGUCCACCACACCAAGGAGGAGCUCGAGCAAUGGGGCCUCUCUUCGGAGAUGAUCGCCGACCAGCAGUGGCGCGCGUCCGCCAACCGCCGGAGCUGGGCUGAGGAGUGCUCCUCCUUCAUCGCGACCUUCUUCGACGACCCCAAGGAUUCGGAUAGCAGUGAGGAGGACUAGGAAGAGAACGGCAAGAUCCAGUUAUUGGAGUAGCUAAUUGACUCGUCCUUUCAUAGACUCAUUGAAAAUUAUUUCGAUUUGAUAGUGCUUUCUUUUUACUAUUGAGUGAUGUAGCCAUUGCGGUUUCUUUCUUUUCUGGUUCAGUUUGUAACCUGUUCAUAGUAGCUAGGCACUGAAAUACUAUGAUUUGGGGGGAGUUCAGCAAAAAACAGAAAAAAGUACGCAAAUUGAGAGCCGAACAUGAGUAAGAUAAGUAUAGAGGUUUGGGUGUCGAUUUAUUUCUUAUUUUCGAAUUUGAACUGACAAAGUCAAAAUGGUUAUGAUCUUAGAGCAUCUCAAGAACUUAUCUAUAAUGCUCCCUUUAAGUCUACAUAGGGAGAGCUCCGAUUAUAAGGUAAGCUAUUUUUUUUU